This is a messenger RNA of Candidozyma duobushaemuli, 645 nucleotides long. It is a transcript of the gene RPC31, whose product is annotated as DNA-directed RNA polymerase III subunit. NCBI's taxonomy places the organism in Eukaryota, Fungi, Ascomycota, Pichiomycetes, Serinales, Metschnikowiaceae. Bases 1 to 645 code for a protein of 214 amino acids. Gene Ontology annotation, cellular component: RNA polymerase III complex. Gene Ontology annotation, biological process: transcription by RNA polymerase III. The transcript has a single exon. The record is from RefSeq and is a predicted model, not a curated record.
AUGUCCUUCAGAAAGCAGUCCUCAGGCAGGAUGCUCUUGCCCUUUGGGCUUGACUAUUCCGACAUUUUGUCGCAGGGUGAGACUACAGAAAAACCAGUCUUGGAGCUUCCUGUGCAUGGCCCUUUGUCCCAAUACGAAGAAGACGUUGCAAAACAGUCUUUAGCAUUUGCCCGUCUUUUGUAUGACGGCCCAUUUUAUACUGGAGCUCCAGAGCAAAAAGGCACGGAGCUGGAGCCCAUACAGCGCUACUCAGACCGUUUCAAAAAACGCAAGAAGGUCUCCAGAUCGAUCGAUGAGUAUCCCUACCAGCUAGAGUUUUUCCCUGAGGAGCUCUACUCGGUGAUGGGCAUCUCCAAGCUGAAGAAGAAGUUGCUUCUAUCGAAGUACAAGAAGGAUGGCGGGCUCAAACAGCUCAAUGUAUCUGAAAAGGACGACUCCGCAGAGUCGAUGCUUGAAAAACUCAAGAGUCUAGCUGAGGAUCUAGAUGCCGAUCCGGCUCCACAGAACGAGCAGGAUGAGGUGGAAGAGGAGGAUCACGAUGACGAGUACGAGGAGGACGAUGACGACGACUAUAACGCCGAGAAGUACUUCGACGGUGGAGACGAUGAUCUAGGGGAUGAUGGCGACGAUGAGGCCGCCUUUUAA